This is a messenger RNA of Lycium ferocissimum, 5886 nucleotides long. RefSeq lists its product as uncharacterized. Gene Ontology annotation, molecular function: protein kinase activity; ATP binding. The record is from RefSeq and is a predicted model, not a curated record. Bases 246 to 5750 code for a protein of 1834 amino acids. Lineage: Eukaryota; Viridiplantae; Streptophyta; Magnoliopsida; Solanales; Solanaceae. Gene Ontology annotation, biological process: protein phosphorylation; recognition of pollen. The transcript has 15 exons.
UUUACUUGAAUUUGGAUAAUUGAGUCAUCUGAGUAAUGGUUGGCUGAAAAAAUAACUAAGAAAAAUAAAUGAACCACCAUUGACUUGGUCAACUAGCAAAAAGCUGGCAAUGUAAAAACAAAGUCGGAAUGGCAAAAUGUACUGUCAAUGAAGCAUUUUACUAUUAUUAUAGGUUCCCAGUGAAGUGAAAUAGAGCUACCCCUUUUUAUGAAUGUUUUUCAUAUCAUCAAAAAACCAUUAAAAAAAUGCAGUUGGCUCAAGUUGCUGGAAAAGUUUAUCUUAUGCAGUUAAGUAAUUUUCUCUUUGUGUUGUCUGGAGUGUUAGUGAUUUUAUGUCCAUGUGAUGCAAGGAGCACAAUUGAUAGAAGCAGUAAGUUAGUAGACAAUGGUGAAACUCUUGUAUCUACUGGAAAAAAGUUCCAAAUGGGAUUCUUUUCUGAUGAUGGAGAUCAUUUAAACAGAUAUGUAGGCAUAUGGUAUUACAAAUUAAGUCCCAGAACCGUUGUAUGGGUUGCUAAAGGGAAUAAUCCGAUUCGAGGAUCAAAUAUAGAGAAUGAGGAUAAUUCCGUCGUCGUUGCUGAAGAUGGUAACCUCAUAGUGUGGUAUUCAAAUAGUGACUACACUUAUUUCUCCUCAGGACUACCAAGUGAUGAGAAUUCUAACAGGACAGUAAAGUUGUUGGAUUCAGGGAACUUGGUUUUAGUUGAUGAAUCGGGAGAUAAACUAUGGGAGAGUUUUUUGCAUCCAACUGAUACUUUUCUUCCUGGAAUGACAAUGGAUGAGAAUUUGAAGUUGACUGACUCAAAAAGUGGGAAGUACAUAUUUCAAUUAGAUCAAUAUAACAAGAAGACAUAUGUUAUACGUCAGACGCAAGGCGGGAUUCACUGGAAAGGGUCUGUACCUUUAGAUAAUUCUGGUAAAGGUAAUUCUGUACCCUUCAGAUUCAGUGAGAUGCCUGCUUAUGUCGCCUACUUAUUAAACUUUACAGAGAGUGACAUUCUCAAUAACACAGGAACAUCAUUCAACAGAAAAUAUACUCCUAUUGAUUUUAAAACUUAUGCCAACUACAGUAUCAACAAUUCUAAUUUCGAAGGUACUAGACUCCUGAUGAACUCCUCCGGGGAAAUACAGUUCUACAGUUGGGAUAAAGAGAUAUGGUCUGCACCAAAAGAUAAAUGCGAUGUGUAUAAAGCAUGUGGAAAAUUUGAGAUUUGUAACAACAACGUCAACCAUGAGGGGUCAGUGUGCAGGUGUUUGCAUGGGUUUAACCCCGAUCCUCGAGAGUAUGACGAAGAAGGGGAACAGCAAUUUUCAGGUGGUUGUUCGAGAACACCAGUUAGCUCUUGCGAAAGAGACACGUUUGUGGAUUUGACGUCAAUGAAAUUUGGGAGACCGGACGGGUCUAACAAGAGUAUUACCAGUGAGGUCUGCAGGAGAAAUUGUCUGGGCAACUGCACGUGCCAAGCAUACACAUAUUCUAAUAAUUCUGGAUGCUGGUUUUGGUGGUCGAAUCUCUACAAUCUCCAGGAGAACUACGCUGGUGGCUUCAACCUCUCUAUCCGCGUGCCCCAUAUUGAAGUUGCAGUACAAGGACCAUUGAGCACAAAUACGGCACCUUCACGGGAUCAGAGAGCCCUUGUUAUUCCCAUCACGCUAAUUCUUGGAGUUAUGAUUUUGUGCGGUACUUGUUAUAUAAUUUAUCUGCACAGAAGAGCGGCAAGAAGUAAAGAAGCCCAAGAUAUUGUUUUAGGGCAGCCUAUGGAGUACUUGCCUCAUAGAGAUAGUUCGGAUGAAGAUUUAAUCACUGAAGAUGAUAAAAAACGGAUUGAUGUCCCGUUUUUCAGCUUGAAUAGCAUACUAGUUGCUACAGAAAACUUCUCCAAUGCAACUAAGCUUGGGCGAGGUGGAUUUGGACCUGUUUAUGAGGGUAAGUUUCUGGGAGGUACAUAUAUGGCAGUGAAAAGGUUGUCAAGUCAAUCAGGACAAGGUGUUGAAGAAUUUAAAACUGAAGUAAUGUUAAUCGCCAAAUUGCAGCACAGAAAUUUAGUUAGGCUUCUAGGCUAUUGUGUUGAGGCAAAGGAAAAGAUUUUGUUAUAUGAAUAUAUGCCCAACAAAAGCUUGGAUACAUUUCUAUUCGAUCAUGCAUCCUGCCAAUUAUUGGACUGGAGGAUUCGUUUCGAAAUUAUUUUGGGUGUUGCUCGAGGGCUACUUUAUCUUCACCAAGACUCAAGGCUAAGGAUCAUUCAUAGAGAUCUAAAGACAAGCAACAUAUUGUUAGAUGAAGAAAUGAACGCCAAAAUUUCAGAUUUUGGCUUGGCAAGGAUCGUUGAAGGCAAAAAUACAGAAGCUAAUACUAACAAAGUCGUUGGAACUUAUGGUUAUAUGUCACCGGAGUAUGCAUUGGAGGGACUCUUUUCAAUCAAGUCUGAUGUAUUUGCCUUCGGAGUGGUCCUACUCGAAAUCAUAAGUGGGAAGAGAAACAUGGAAUUUUUCGAAGAUGUAAACCUCACUGGUUAUAUAUGGAGACUGUGGAUGAAAGAUAGGGCAUUAGACGUGAUGGAUCAAACCAUUGUUGAGUCGUGCGAUGAAAAAGAAGUUAUAAAGUGCGUGAAUGUGGCACUUCUGUGUGUGCAAGAAGAUCCAGCUGAGCGCCCCACAAUGUCAAAUGUUGUCUUUAUGCUUGGAGGUGAAAGCAUGACACUUCCGAGACCAAAUCAACCAGCUUUUAUCACACGAAGAAAUAGUGCUGGUGCAAGUACAUCUUCUUCCUCUUCUAAGCUGUACAGCUCUUCCAACAAUGGGAACACCAUCAAUGGAAGCAGUAAGUUAGUUGACAAUGAGGAAACUCUAGUAUCUACUGGAGAGAAGUUUGAAAUGGGAUUCUUUUCUUAUGAUGGAGAUCAGUUAAACAAAUAUGUGGGCAUAUGGUAUUACAAUUUGAGUCCAAGAACUGUUGUAUGGGUUGCUAAUUGGAAAAAUCCGAUUCAAGCUUCAAGAAUUAAGAAUGAGGAUAUUUCCGUCGUCGUUGAAGAUGGUGACCUCAAAGUGUGGAAUUCAAAUAGUAAAGACACUUAUUUCUCCACACAAAUCGGUAGUGCUGAUAACGGGACAGUAGAGUUGUUGGAUACAGGGAACUUGGUUUUAGUUGCUGAAUCAGGAGUUAAACUAUGGCAGAGUUUUCUGUAUCCAACCAAUACUUUUCUUCCUGGAAUGAAAAUGGAUGAGAAGUUGAAGUUGACUGACUCAAAAAGUGGGAAGUACACAUUCCAAUUUGAUCAAUCAAGCAAAAAGAAAUAUGUUAUACUUCAGACGCAAGGCGGGAUUCACUGGAAAGGGUCCGCGAAAUUAGCUACUUCUGGACAUUUCAGUUUCAAUCAGAUGCCUGGUUAUCUCGCUUACAUGUUGUCCAACUUCACUGAGAAUGACACUGUCAAUAAUUCAGUGGAAGCGACGACAGGAACAUUCAAGUAUUAUAGGCUCCUAAUGAACUCCUCGGGGGAAAUACAAUUCUAUGGUUUGGAUAACGAUAUAAGUGGAUGGUCUUUGAUUUGGUCAGCGCCAAAAGAUACAUGUGAUGUGUAUAAGAAAUGUGGGAAGUUUAGCAUUUGUAACAGCAACCUUGAGCCAGCAUGCAAGUGUUUGCCCGGGUUUGAGCCCGACUCUGCUGAAAAUUUAAGAGCUGGAGGAUUUUCAGGUGGUUGUUCCAGGAUGUCAGUUAACUCCUGCAAAGACAAUGUGGAAGCACUUGACACGUUCUUGGAUCUGAAGUCAAUGAAAUUCGGGAGUCCAGACCGGUUAUACAAAAAGAUUAAUACCAAUGAGGACUGCAGGAAAUUUUGUCUAGGCAACUGCACGUGCGAGGCCUAUACUUUUGAUAAUUCUGGAUGCUGGAUUUGGUUCUCUAGUCUCAAGAAUCUCCAGGAGAACUACAAUGGUGGCUUCAACCUCUCUGUCCGUGUCAGCAUUUCCAAAAUUGAAGCAACAAGGAGAAAUUGCAAGCCUUGUGGCACAAACCAAAUACCAUAUCCAUUAAGCAGUGGACCAUAUUGUGGAGACCCUUUGUAUUAUAGUUUCUCAUGUGAUGAUUUAGCCGGCCAGGUAAGCUUCCAGACAUCGAAAGGCAACUAUACCGUUAUUAACUUUGAUAGGGGGGACAACACGUUUGUUAUAGAAGCAGCCGACAAAGAAUCUGCUGGUAAUUGUGAUGACAAAGGGCUGGUGACAGGAAUUUCUUGGUUCAACCAGUCAUCGUCUUUUAAGGUGAUAGACUGGUGUUACAAUCCCAAAAAGAAUCUUACUUCGGCAGCUUUAAGUCGAAGGAACGAUUUAAUAUUGAUCAGUUGGAAUCCCCCAUUGGAGCCAAUUUGCACUACCUCAGAAAACUGCACAGAUUGGCCAAAUUCAACAUGCAAUGUAACAGAACAAGGAGAUAGGAGAUGCACAUGCAAAUCUGAUUACAAAUGGGAUGGUUUGAUCUCGAAUUGUUCCUUGAGCUCAGACCAUGGAACACAAGGACCAUCUAUUGCGAAACGGGCCCCCUCACGGAAUCAGAGAGCUCUUUUAAUUUCCAUCUCUUUAAUUCUUGGAAUUAUAAUUUUGUGCAGCACUAGUUACAUAAUAUACCUGAACAAUAGAGUGGCAAGAACUAAAGAAUCCAGAAAAAUUGUUUUGGGGAAUCCUAUGGAGCACUUGCCUCGUAGAGAAAUUAUCAAUGAAGAUUUGAUCACUGCAGAUGAAAAGAAACAGAUUGAUGUUCCAUUUUUCAGCUUGAAUAGCAUACUAGUAGCUACAGACUACUUUUCCAAUGCAACUAAGCUUGGGCAAGGUGGAUUUGGACCUGUUUAUAAGGGUAAGUUUCCUGAAGGUGCAGACUUGGCAGUGAAAAGGUUGUCAAGUCAUUCCGGACAAGGUGUUGAAGAAUUUAAAACUGAAGUAAUGUUAAUUGCCAAACUGCAGCACAGAAAUUUAGUUAGGCUUCUAGGCUAUUGUGUUGAGGCAAAUGAAAAGAUUUUGCUAUAUGAAUAUAUGUCCAACAAAAGCUUGGAUACAUUUAUAUUCGAUCAUAGAUUGUGCCAAUUAUUGGACUGGAGGACACGUUUCGACAUUGUAUUGGGUAUCGCUCGAGGGCUUCUUUAUCUUCACCAAGACUCAAGGCUAAGGAUUAUUCAUAGAGAUCUAAAGACAAGCAACAUAUUGUUAGAUGAAGAAAUGAAUGCCAAAAUUUCAGAUUUUGGGUUGGCAAGGAUUGUUGAAGGAAAAAGUACAGAAGCUAAUACAAACAGAGUUGUUGGAACUUAUGGCUAUAUGUCACCGGAGUAUGCAUUGGAGGGACUCUUUUCGAUCAAAUCCGAUGUAUUUGCCUUCGGAGUGGUAGUACUAGAAAUCAUCAGUGGAAAGAGAAACAUGAAUUUUUUCGAAGAUGUAAAUCUCACUGGUUAUGUAUGGAGACUGUGGAUGAAAGACAAGGCAUUAGACAUGAUGGAUCAAACUAUUGUUGAUUCGUGCGAGGACAAGGAAGUGAUAAAGUGCAUAAAUGUGGCACUUCUAUGCUUGCAAGAAGAUCCAGGUGAUCGUCCCACAAUGUCAAAUGUAGUCCUUAUGCUUGGAGGCGAAAGCAUGACUCUUCCAAGACCAAAUCAACCACAUUUUAUCACAAGAAGAAAUGCUUCAAGUACAUCUUCUUCCUCUUCUAAGCACUACAGCACUUCCAACAAACAGUUGACGAUAACUCAUGAAGAAGAAGGCCGAUGACAUAUAGAUGUAAAUGCAUGACGAAUAAGUAAACAGUAUUUUAAGAGAUCAUCUACUCCAUACUUUUCUUUUGACUCAGUGUGAUUCUUCCAUUUAAACUUUUGGCGUGCUUAAUACAAAUUGUUUCUUCCCACUA